CGAGCUUGUUGAAGUGGAAUGUGUUUAAGACCCUGAGCCGGGCUGAGCCGAGCCGAGCCGAGCGGGAACAACACGUCUGUGGACCAGAAAGAGAAGAACUGGCUGUCAGCUCGCAUAAGAAGAGGAAAACUUGUGUUUAAAAAGGAAAAAAAAAAAAAAAAGCGUGAUUGUAGCCUAUGUAAUUUUUAUCCUCAUGUGACUGUGUAUUUUAUGUCCUGCAAAACUUGCAAAUCAGAGGUGAUAUUUGUAGAAAGGGAAGGGGCGAUGGGUGAGUCCAGGGGCUUCUCUACGGACCGGAACAUCCUCUGCUUGUUUGAUGUGGACGGGACUCUGACACCACCCAGAGAGAAAAUUGACCCACAGCUAGAUGAGUUCUUCCAAACCCUGCGGAGAAAAGUGAAAAUUGGCAUUGUGGGAGGGUCAGACUACUCCAAGAUAGCAGAACAACUCGGGGAGGGAGAUGAUGUGAUCCACAAGUUUGACUAUGUGUUUGCUGAAAAUGGGACAGUGCAGUACAAGGAUGGGAAACUCCUCUCAAAACAUGCUAUUCAGAACCAAAUCGGUGAGGAGCUGCUGCAGGACCUGAUCAACUUUUGCCUCAGCUACAUGGGACUCAUCAAGCUGCCAAAGAAAAGGGGAACAUUCAUUGAGUUCAGAAAUGGCAUGCUCAACAUCUCUCCAAUUGGCCGGAGCUGCACACUGGAAGAGCGAAUUGAAUUCUCUGAAAUUGAUAAGAGGGAAAAGAUCAGGGAGAAAUUUGUCGCUGCCCUUAAAGAGGAGUUUGCUGGGAAGGGACUACGAUUCACUAAAGGUGGUCUCAUCAGCUUUGACAUUUUUCCUGAGGGCUGGGACAAAAGACUGUGUCUGGAGCUGCUGGAGAGUGAGGGUCUGGACGCCAUCUACUUCUUUGGCAAUGAGACAUCAGAUGGAGGAAACGACUACGAAAUUUUCAAUGACCCUCGGACGAUUGGUUUCACGGUAUAUUCCCCAGAAGACACAGCGAGGCUCUGUCGAGAACUCUUCUUUGAUGCUCCACCACACGAGUCCUGAUGUUACAGAUUGACUCCUAUACCAAGUCCCUUUAACCUCAGACUCCGUCACAUCGGUCACUGAAGGCGCGACAACCUGCACCUUGAGCCUAUGCUUUCAGUGAACUGCUGAAAGGUACUACUACUGAUGUAUUAAUGUGGUCACUCUAAAGAGGAAGGGACAACAGUAGGGUGAUAGGAUAUUUGUAAAGUAAAACCCACUGCUUUUUUUUUUUUUUUUUGUAAAAAGGGACAAUAAAUGAAAAGGUGUUAGAUGAUCUGUGUUCAAGAGUUUCUUGAACUCAAGAUUUGUUUGCCUGCAGUGUCACUACUGUGUUUAAAGAUAACCAAAAUAAUAAUAAUUUUGAGGAAACUUGAGGGAUUAUUAAAGAUCCUGCAUUAUAUUAAGAGAUGUAAACGCUUUUGUUUUGCACUAAUGUUAACAUAAUUUUUUGUGAGGACUGCUGAAGGAGAUGAGUGAGAGAGAGUAGUUCAUUCAUUUAUGAAUUACUUUAUUUGAAUUAUUAGUAAUAUUUAAGGCACACAAGCUGUUGCUUGUUGUUUUUAGGAGCCCAUUUUGAGAUUGGGAUGAAUGAAGCAUUAAAGCAUAAUGAAUCAUUCCAAGUAUUGCAAUGUUUUUACCGCGCUCUGAGAUGGAUGGAAUUUACUGACGGUUUUAUUGUGUGAUUUCUUGAAUGUGUAAUGUCUGUUUUAAGUUCAUUACACUGCUGGAAAUGAAAGGAAACUCUUGCUCACUCUGCUUGUUUAUGCUUAAGUCCUUUUUAAUGUAAAAAAAGUGAAGUUUUUUUAUUUACGUCUAAAAUACAUCCAUCUCCAUCUCUGGCACAGUGAAAUCGUUUUAACCAGUGGAUUAAGCUACUGUGGCCAAGUCACUUUACAAACUUAACAGUUAGAAUAACACUAUCUGUUGUAAAGCUGGCAUAUACUAGCUAAUGUGUAAAUACUCAUUACUUGACUCCAUGAUGCUGAGCUUUUAAAAUCAUGUAGAUGUUUUUAAAAUCAUUUUUAAAAAUAUGUCAGCCAUGUUGAUUCUUGUACCUUUUCAUUGUUUAAAAAAAAAUGCCUGCUUUACAGACUAUAAUUGUACAAAAAAACAAAAACAAAAAAAGCAUGGCUGCAAUCUCAUGUCUGACUGGAAACACUCCUCCUAACUCUGAGGCUGCAGAAUUCAUGUGAACUUAAGGGAGAGAGAACUGGCAGUGAAUGUGUCCUGAGUGUAAUUGCACAUGGUCAUGUUUUUCAGUCUUGUAUGAUUAAAAUAUUAUAUUUUGUUUCCAUUCAUUGUAAUAAAGCUUUUGAUAUCAUAUUACUGA
This is a messenger RNA of Sphaeramia orbicularis (orbiculate cardinalfish), 2362 nucleotides long. It is a transcript of the gene pmm1, whose product is annotated as phosphomannomutase 1. Gene Ontology annotation, molecular function: phosphomannomutase activity. Gene Ontology annotation, biological process: mannose metabolic process; protein N-linked glycosylation; GDP-mannose biosynthetic process. The transcript has 8 exons. The record is from RefSeq and is a predicted model, not a curated record. The coding region runs from base 211 to 1050 and encodes 279 amino acids. Gene Ontology annotation, cellular component: cytosol. NCBI's taxonomy places the organism in Eukaryota, Metazoa, Chordata, Actinopteri, Kurtiformes, Apogonidae.